Molecule: messenger RNA, 3637 nt
Organism: Protobothrops mucrosquamatus (brown spotted pit viper)
Lineage: Eukaryota; Metazoa; Chordata; Lepidosauria; Squamata; Viperidae
Gene: ZNF217
Product: zinc finger protein 217
Exons: 5
Coding region: 291-3416 (1041 amino acids)
Biological process (GO): regulation of DNA-templated transcription
Cellular component (GO): nucleus
Molecular function (GO): DNA-binding transcription factor activity, RNA polymerase II-specific; RNA polymerase II cis-regulatory region sequence-specific DNA binding
Source: RefSeq, a predicted model, not a curated record
AGAGAUGUGAACAGACCGGUUUUGCUGAAAGCCAAGUUACAUAAACUGCAGAACAACAUAAGCAAUUCCACCUCUUUCAUACAAGAGCUAGUAACAUUUUUUAUGAAAUUAUUUCUUUCUGGCAGAGGGUUAGCUACAUCUACAGAUGAGCAGAAUAUCCAAUAACCCUCCCUUGAAGGAGUCAUCAGGGCUCAAACAUCUGCUACUAAACAACUGGGGAAUUUCUGAAGUGGGCCUAUUUCUUGCAUAAAAACAGCUUGACACUUCUUGUUAAAACUGCCAAAGGAAAUAUGCCAACUCAGCCUCUUUUGGUGUACAUGGAUGGUCCAGAAGGUAUAGCCAGUACUGUUGGUUCACGAAUGGACAAUAAUGAUGCCACUAUGCCAGUAAAAGGAGCCAACACAAUCUCCUAUAAGAACUUGCAAGACAAGUUCUUAAUGCAAAGUGAAGGAUGUGUAUCUUUAGACUGCAUGUUUUGUGAACAGACUUUCAAGCAUUCAGAAGAUCUCGGUAAGCAUGUCUUAACGCAGCAUAGGCCGACACUUUGUGAACCAGCAGUUUUGCGUGUGGAAGCGGAGUAUGUUAGCCAUCUUGAUAAAGGACAAGGGAGGAUUGAUUUGCCAUCACUGGACGUAAAUGAAAAGGAUAGCCAAGACUUCAGCUGUGUGGUUUGUGGGCAAACAUUUGAUGAGGCUUUUGAUGUUGAGGCCCACAUGAGGAAGCAUAAGGAUUCUUUCACUUACUGGUGCAAUGUAUGUGGAAGGAGAUUUAAGGAGCCCUGGUUCCUCAAAAAUCACAUGAGGACUCACACUGGGAAACCUGGCUCUCGCAGCAAGGCACUGCAAGGAUCUGAGAGUCCGGUAAUGAUAAAUGAGGUUGUUCAGGACCAAGUGACAGAAAGUGUAACAUCCCCUUAUAAAAUCUGCAUGGUGUGUGGCUUUCUAUUUCACAAUAAGGAAAGCUUAAUUGAGCACAGCAAAGUACAUACCAAAGAUUCUCUAGCCAACAGUAAUGGCUCUCCAUCAGAAGGGGAUGGUAAAGAAAGUAGGACACCCAGAGAAGAAUUUCUGCAAUUUUUAAACCUAAAGCCACUUUCACCUCCUAAUAACAACAAACAGAAAAAGCCCGUGAAAUGGAUUGCUGAGUUGGAUCCGUUCAGUACCUAUCAGGCAUGGCAGCUGGCUACUAAAGGUAAAAUUGCUAUUGGCCACGGGCAAACAAAAGAUGCUGGCCAAGAGGGAAGCACAGACAAUGAUGACUCAUCUUCGGAUAAAGAAGAACUUGGGGAGAUUUGGAACGCGAGCAAAGCAAACCAGACUGAAAGCACUGGGAAGACCAAGGGAAGCAGAGGUGGAAGUUACACAGGGAUUGGUAACAUGCCACAAGACAAAUUCAAAUAUCCUUGCCGCAAAGUGCCUUCAUUGCAUAUGUCCCAGAACAAAGGCAAGCCUACCCAUUGUUCAGAGUGUAACAAAGCCUUUCGAACUUACCACCAACUCGUCCUUCACUCCAGAGUCCAUAAGAAAGAACGGAAGAAUGAUAUAGAGAGCGGCUGUGAGGAAGGGAAGCAGCUGAGGACAUGCCUUCCUCACCCUGGGACCCUGGAUGAGAACGGAGCCGAACGACUGGAGGGGGUGUCUGAAGAUGGCUCUGAGGAUGGGAUAAUAGAGACUUCAGAUAAAAAUGAAGACGGGUUGGAAAGAUCAAAAGUAAAAAACCUCGGAGCUACUAGAGAAUGCAGCUACUGUGGAAAGUUUUUUCGUUCAAACUAUUACCUCAAUAUUCAUCUCAGAACUCAUACAGGAGAAAAACCAUACAAAUGUGAAUUUUGUGAAUAUGCAGCAGCGCAGAAAACCUCUUUGCGCUAUCAUUUAGAGAGGCAUCACAAGGACAAACAUACAGAAGCUUCAGCAGAUUUGAAAAAUGACAGUAAAGGGUUAUUGCCUUCCCAGGAGGCAGGCUUCUUGUCAGGAAGCGGUCAUGCUCCAGAAACCAAAAAUCUGAAAAGGCUCCUUGAAGACGCCAAAGAUGCCAAAGGAGUCUUCCCACCUGCAAAACAACAGAAAGAGGAGUUUUACCUUUUUUACAAUGCGCCAAAAAAUAUAACUCAGGACACAAGCAAAAACUCCGUCUGUGAUGGCUUGAAAGAGGGCGCAUCUGUUUCAGUUUUAAAACGUGAAAAAAACACAGUGGAGCAUCAGGCAAACAGUCUCGUGAACAGAACUGAAAAGAAGAACUCUGAGUUAACAAAAAAUGUGUUUUAUGCUGGCAGAACGAAGGCGGAUUUAAGUGACAUUACUGAAAACUCAAAAUGCAGAUUAACAGUUCAAGAAAAGCCCUUAAAUUUAUCUACCGCCUCUUCUCAGGAUGCUCCAGUAAUUCUUCAUUCACGGUGUUCCUUAGCAACCAGCACCUGUCCCUUUUGUACUUUCCGGACGUUAUACCCAGAAGUUCUCAUCAUGCAUCAACGGUUGAUGCAUAAGUCUGCUAAUAAUCUCAAUGCAGUUACUAAAAGUAGUAUUAGAAAUAAGGCCGCUCAUAAAGCCAGACGUACAGGCUGCCCACCCUGUCUUUUGGGCAAGGAUGUGCUACCGCUGCCUCUUAAUUUUGGGAAAAUCAAAUCUUCCUUCCUCACGCAAUCAAAAUCUCAGCCUGUGGAGAAGGCGAGGCAGUGUCCCGCCCCACAGAGCAAAGGGCCUAUUCUCUCAGGACAAAACUCCAGCAGCACGGCACCAAACAACUUGAAAUCGGGCAAAUCCCAAAUGAUUGGCAUUCAGAUUAAUAACCGUAGACAACAGCAGGAAAUGCACCAGAGCCCUAGUCGCACUUCAGCGCAAGAUAAAGGGAAAUCAAGGCUGUUGGCUUCUCAUUUAGGAACAGGGAAUAGCAGCACCAACAGCUCUUUGGAGAACCCUUUGACCAAAGCUGCUGGGUCAACUAGUCGAGAAGUAGAGUUUUUCAGUAACAGAUCUGCUGGGAAUAGAUAUGUGGGAUUUGAUGGACUGCCUUCUAAAAGAUUUAGGCCUAAUAUCUUUGCCCUGGAACAGAUCGACUCUGCUCGACAUCGGACAGAGAGUGAAACUGCUAGAUUACCUCUUUCAGGCAAAUAUUCAGGUCUGCUCCCUCAGGAAUGUUCACACACCAAGCUUGCCUCUCUCCUGCCUUUCAAACAAGGGCUCAUGAGCUCUGAAAGAGAUGCUGUAAAUCCAGUGACGGUUCUAAAACCAUACGAAACGUAUAACCCGGGUUCAUUUGCCAGUUCCUGUGGAUCGGGUAGCAACCACGUCCCCAGCUCUUCAAAAGAAGGAAAAAGACCAGUGUCAUAUCAACACCUAUCUAAUUCCUUGCUGCAAAAGCGAAGUUAUGAGAACUUUAUUGGCAAUACCCAUAACCGCCUGAAUGAUAAAAAAACAUGAUUUGGCUGCAACAGAUGGUAUGAAGACACAGAUUUUGAAUUACCUUACAGUUCAUCUCUUGAGAAUGAUAGAAUGACAAAAGCUACCAAACUAAGCUGUGAUUUUAUUGUGCACAGAGGAAAAACACUACAGUUGUGUAAUGGAAGAUUUGAUCCUGUUUGGAUGAAGCAAUGUAAACGUUAUUGUCCAAGACAGUGUUGUCCAAGUGUGUGUAUCUUUUC